Molecule: messenger RNA, 2073 nt
Organism: Motacilla alba alba
Lineage: Eukaryota; Metazoa; Chordata; Aves; Passeriformes; Motacillidae
Product: basic proline-rich protein-like
Exons: 2
Coding region: 1-2073 (690 amino acids)
Source: RefSeq, a predicted model, not a curated record
AUGGCAGCCGCACCCGGGGGCCGCGUUGGGCUCCGCCGGCCCCGCUCCGCCACCGCCGGAUUACAGGCCCCAGGCCGCGGCCCGGCCACCCCGGCUCGGCUCGGCACGGCCGGCGCCGGGGUCGCUCGCCCUGCUGAGCGCUGCCGCAGGGCCGCGGCUCACCUGCGGGUGCCGCGGGCGGCUCGGCGCCUGCCCCCGGAGCGGGCGGAUGGGGAGACGCGCCGACCCGGCCCGGCCAGGCCCCGCCGCCGCUCCGCCGCCUCCCUCCUCCUCCCUCCCCCGCAUGCGCGCGCCCGACGCCGCCGCCGCCAUCCCGCGGGGGCGCGCGCCCGCCCCGCGCGCCCCCGCUCCCGGGGUUCGGCGGCCGCGGCCAAUCAGCGCGCGCGCGCCCGCGCGGGCCUGGCCCCCCCCCUUCCACCCCCCCCCCCCGCACGAGCACCCCCCCCUCGACUGCCCCCCCCAAACACCUCGGGAGGGGGAGGUGGGGAGGGGGCGCUCAGUGCUGCCCCCCCCCGGCGCGCCCCGGCCCGGCCCGGCCUGCCCCGCUCCCCGCAUCCCCCCACCCGCACCGCGGCCUCGGGGCCGCCGCCCGCACCUCCAUCGCAGGCGGCGGCAGGGGGCACCGGGCGGCAUGGGACGGGGCGGCCCCGCAGUGUCUCCCCCGCCGAUCCCCCCCCCCCCCACCCCCACGCCGGGCAGGCCGCGGGCCUGCGAACGGCGGCGGAGCGGGCGCCAACAAAAUGGAGUCGGCCAGGCCCUGCGCCCCGGCGGGGCACCCGGGCGGCGCCGGCCCCCGUGCACCGCUCGGCACCGCUCCCGGCCCCGGUGCCCGCGGGCGGUCAGCGGAGCGGGUGGCGCGGGUCGCCGCCCGCCCCCGCUGGGCUCGGGUUACCCCCUGCCAUUGUCCGCCGCGCCCCGCGGGCCGGCCCGGCGCCCCCGCCGCGCUCCCCCCGCCGCCCUCCCGCGCACCGGCGGGCCGGGCCGUCGCCCUCCGCGGGGCUGCCGUGCAGAGCCGUGCGAGCCUUGCCGAGCCUCGCCGAGCCUCGCCCGCCGGGGAGCGGCGCCGGGUGCCCGCGGCCUGGCUGUCCUCGCCGGGCUCCGCCGCUCCCGGACAGCCGCGCUCCCACCCGCCCUCCCGCCGCCGAGCGGCGCGCACCGGCCCCGCGCCCGCCCGUUCCGCCGGGACGGGCUGCCACCGCCGCCCCCCGCAAGCGACCCGCGGCGGGCGGCGGCUCCGUCGCUACCUCCGAUGCGGGCCGGGGUCUCCGCCGCCAGCCGCACGGGUCCGGGCGCCGCGCCGCGCCGCCGCCGCACCGGCACGGCUGGGCAGGGCACGGCACAUCCCGCCGGGACACUGGUGUGCAGGGGCUGUACUGUUGGGGCAGCGAUGCCCGGGCAGCUCUGCGCACCCCGAGGCAUGUCCCCAUCCCGCCGUCCCAGUGGGGCCCCGCGGUGAUCCACCUGCAGCCGUGCGGGUACUGGCGCAGGGAGGAGCAGGGCAGCCGUGGCGGGACGCCCUCAGACGCACUUGCCAUCUGCCGUGUCACCUCUGCCCGUGCCACGGCCAGCGCCUGCAGGAAGGGCCCUGCUCCGGCCCUUCUCUUCCGGCAGAGGAACAGGGAAAUGGCAUCCCGGCCGCUGCCUCCCGCUCCCGCCCGGAUGUGCGGCGCGGCGGGCAGCGUGGCCGGCGCUGCCGCCUCCGGGCUUUGUCUGCGGGCUGCAGCGAGGGGCGCGGGCGGCUGCGGCCGCCCCACCGCGGGGUUCGCCCUCAGCCCCCCGCCCCGCCAUCGUGCUCACCCCCAGCCCAGCCCCGCUCCCGGUGCACGCCGGGGCUCUGCGGCCGGUCAGGCCGGGAGCCACGGAACCGCCCGGCACUGCGGGCUCCCUCUGCAGGCCCCGGUGCCCGCGCACAGAUCGCACGGUGCCCCCACGGGAACGGCCCGGUGCCCCCCGCGCCCGGCGGGAAUGCGCAUCUCCGGCUCCCGCCAUGGCCGCGCUCCACCGCCGCGGGGAUGCCGGAGGGACCGCGGCCCCGCACCGGGGGCUCCCGCGCGCUCCCCCCGGGAGAGAUGA